AUGCCCUCUCACAACCUCCGCGUCUUCCUCUGCCUCACGCCCUCCCUCCUCGUCCUCGCCUUCUCCGGCCUCAUAAUAGUCCUCGAGCGCAUAACCCAAUCCCUCCUCCGCUCCCACACCACACGCAACUUCCGCGACGGUUCAGCCGGCAUAACAUCCCCGGGCACCGACCUCACCGUCAAUGAAGACUACGCGCCGACAUGGGCCUUGCUCGGCGUCGGCGUGCUCGGCGCGCUAUUCGCGUGUAUGAGCGCAGCGGGGAUGUGGGAGUUGAGGCGCGUAGAUGGCAGGAGAGGCGCAGGGCAGCGAAUAUGGUGUUGGGGCGUGCUAUGCAUGAACGCUGUGAUGCUGGGUGUUAGCGUGGGCGUACUUGCUUGGGCGAGUAGCCUGCAGGCUGCGCAGAGCGGGGUGAAUAUGAAGGAGGACAAGGCAUAUUCGAGAGAGACGUGGUUGUGUCGGAUUGAUGCUUUGUACACAGAUCAGGAUUGGGCGGCGAGUGCGUGUGGGACUGCGAAAUCAACGCGAUUCAUGCUCAUUCCUGUGGCUAUCGGAUCUAUUCUCGCGAUCAUCGCUGUCUGGUUUGCUGCAAAGCCGAGAGGUGGCACCAGUUGGCUUGUCGGUGGCAAAGGACGCUAUGGAGGCUUCCAGAGCGUGUACGAGAUGGGCCCUCAAGGACCACCGCCGCAGUAUCAACAUGCGCCUCCACAAUUCUACCCCAUGUCUCAGGCUCAUCCGCAGCAGCAAGGUAAUCCGCAACCUGGUUAUGCGAUGCCACCGCAAGGUUUCCGGCCUGAACCAUAUCAACCUCCUCCAGGCUCGUAUGCACCUGCGCCGCAGAUGCAGAAGGGCGGUGCGGUGGUUGGGGAUCCGGCCUUGUUUCGAACAUGA
Molecule: messenger RNA, 888 nt
Organism: Didymosphaeria variabile
Lineage: Eukaryota; Fungi; Ascomycota; Dothideomycetes; Pleosporales; Didymosphaeriaceae
Exons: 2
Coding region: 1-888 (295 amino acids)
Source: RefSeq, a predicted model, not a curated record